Messenger RNA from Rotaria sp. Silwood1, 1451 nucleotides. NCBI's taxonomy places the organism in Eukaryota, Metazoa, Rotifera, Eurotatoria, Philodinida, Philodinidae. The record is from the annotation of a GenBank genome assembly.
AUGGAUGCUGAAAAAGCAGAAGCAAUGGCAUUUUAUGCAAUCGAUGAAAAUCCGAAAGAACAAGGUCGAAGUUGCAGUGAUUUUGGUAUACCAUCAACAACAUCUGUUUCUUAUUCAUUUGAAUCAAAAAUAAUCAACAAAGAAGAAGAACUUCGAAUAGGACAAGAAAUGUAUGCAAUGUUGAAUCAAGAUCAACGUUCAGCAGCAGAUGUAAUUCUUGCAGCUCAUCGUAAACAAUCAACCACUGUUGGCUCAUGUUUCUUCAUAGAUGGGUCUGGAGGACAAGACGUCCAUGUUAUGUCAGCUGCUUGGACAGGGAUUGCUGCAAGUUUACUGCCUGAGGAAAGAACUGUACACAGUCGUUUCAAACUUCCUGUCCCUAUCUUAGAAACGUCUACAUUCAACAUUCGGCCGAACAGCAAGGAAGCUGAAGAAAUUAGAAAAACAGAAGUUUUCAUUGGCGACGAAGCACCAAUGGCUCCAUCGUAUGCUCUCAAGGCAGUUGAUAUCUUGCUGAGAGAUAUAAUGAAUAUCAAUGCACCUUUCGGAGGAAAAAUUAUGAUACUUGGUGGAGAUUUUCAACAAGUUCUUCCAAUCAUUCGACUUGCAAACAGAUCAGAUCUAGUUGCAGCAAGUCUCAAAAGUUCUGACUUCUGGCCUUACUUCAAUGUAAUGCAUCUACACCAGAAUAUGAGAACAGGGCCAGGUGAAGAAAAGUUCUCAAAAUGGCUUAUUAAACUUGACAAUGGUGAAUUAACAUCAAACGAAUAUGUCGAAAUCGAAUUGCCUAACUCCUGCAUGUUACACUAUAAUUUGGUCGACGAGAUAUUUGGCCAAUAAAUUUCUAUAGAAGAUGUUCUAUCUCUAUGCAACAGAACAAUUCUCUGUCCCAAAAAUGAACAUUCUCUCCUGGUAAAUGAAGAAGUUCUUCGACGGCUACUCGGAAUAGAAAAACUGUACACAAGUGUGGAUGAAGAAGAGUGUGAAGAUGGUGAUGAUGCAAACAACUAUCCCACAGAAUUUUUGAAUAGCAUCACACCAUCAGGAAUGCCUCCUCAUAAACUUAAACUAAAGAUCGAUACAAUUGUUAUGUUUCUUCGCAAACCUCGAUGUUCAUCAAGGUCUAUGCAGCGGAGUUCGGCUCAUUGUACGACGUUUACAAAAUCACAUGAUUGAUUGUGAAGUCGCAACUGGCUGUAACAAAGGAAGCCGAGUUCUAAUACCAAAAAUUACAAUGACAUCGUCUGAUACAUUUUUACCUUUUAAAUUACGUAGACAUCGAUUUCCUAUUCGACUCUCAUUUGCUAUGACAAUUAAAAAAUCACAAGGACAGACAUUUCAACGAUUAGGACUACUUCUACCACAACUAGUUUUCAGCCAUGGGCAACCAUACGUUGCGGGUGUGGGUGUGGGGUGGGUGUGGGUUUGUGGGUGUGGAGUGUGGGUGUGGG